Messenger RNA from Hemibagrus wyckioides, 647 nucleotides. RefSeq names its product lymphocyte antigen 86 (gene ly86). The record is from RefSeq and is a predicted model, not a curated record. NCBI's taxonomy places the organism in Eukaryota, Metazoa, Chordata, Actinopteri, Siluriformes, Bagridae. The transcript is spliced from 5 exons. Gene Ontology annotation, biological process: positive regulation of lipopolysaccharide-mediated signaling pathway; innate immune response. Bases 84 to 560 code for a protein of 158 amino acids.
UUUGCACCGUUUCCUUUUCAGAUUUAAGUGAAGUCCGGAAAGCUCUGUGUUUUGAAUUUAUUUACAAACAGACAUAUUUUAAUAUGAAGUUGUACGGUGUUGUAGUGAUCCUGAGUAUGUUUUAUUUACCUUUAGCAGACACACAGGAAGACUACUGGCCUGUUCACACUGCGUGCGACUCGAACACGAUCAAAGUGAUAUACAGCAGCUGCGACCCCGUACAGGAUGUAGGCUUCACGCUCAGCUCUUGUACAGACAUACGUACAAAGCCGUAUGCCAAAGCGUCCUUUCUCCUGAGGCAAUCCAUUGAUGAAUUUUAUCUGUCCGUGGAACUGUUUCUCAAUGGAGUUAGCACUUUGCGCCAUGAUGAGCCCAUCUGCUUACCCAAUUUCCCUCGGUUCACCUUCUGUGGCAGCAGGAGAGGAGAAAUGAUUACUAUUCAGGCGUCUUUGCCAGGGCUGAAGAUUCCCCUAAAGGGUCACUACAACUUUAAAAUACAUGGUAUAAACCAAAAUGGCUUCCAAAUUGGUUGUGUGAAUGCCACUGCUAUAUUUCUGUAACAUCUGGAAAAGAAUAAAGUUAUACAUGUAUAUUGUUUGAGUUUUUUUUGUUUUUGUUUUGCUGUCCUGACUUUAACAAACAACAUA